This is a messenger RNA of Cutaneotrichosporon cavernicola, 1098 nucleotides long. RefSeq lists its product as uncharacterized. Gene Ontology annotation, molecular function: magnesium ion binding; isocitrate dehydrogenase (NAD+) activity; homoisocitrate dehydrogenase activity. Gene Ontology annotation, cellular component: mitochondrion. Gene Ontology annotation, biological process: isocitrate metabolic process; L-lysine biosynthetic process; tricarboxylic acid cycle. Lineage: Eukaryota; Fungi; Basidiomycota; Tremellomycetes; Trichosporonales; Trichosporonaceae. The record is from RefSeq and is a predicted model, not a curated record. The transcript has 2 exons. Bases 1 to 1098 code for a protein of 365 amino acids.
AUGGCAUCGGCUCUCAAGCGCACCUCGCUCAAGAUCGGCAUGAUCCCGGCCGACGGCGUCGGCAAGGAGGUCCUCCCUGCCGCGCAGCGCGUCCUCGAGUCGCUCGGCUCGGCUAUCCCGAAGCCCGAGUUCAUCCCCCUCCUCGCGGGUUGGGAUGUGUUCAACCAGACUGGUAACGCGCUGCCUGACGAGACUAUCAACGUGCUCAAGACCCAGUGCGACGCCGCCAUGUUCGGCUCGGUGCAGAGCCCCUCGCACAAGGUGCCCGGCUACUCGUCGCCCAUUGUGGCUCUCCGCAAGCACCUCGACCUGUACGCCAACAUCCGUCCCGUCGCCAGCGUGCCCGGUACUCCUGGACCCGAGGUCAACCUCGUCAUUGUGCGCGAAAACACCGAGUGCCUGUACGUCAAGCAGGAGGUGAUCGAGGACACGGCCGACGGCGGCAAGAUUGCGCGCGCGACCCGCCAGAUCACCAGCUACGCGUCGGAGCGUAUUGGCCGUAUGGCGUUCGAGCUCGCCCUCCGCCGUGGGCAGGAGCGUGCCGCCCCCGGCGCCCCAGCCACCUUCUGGAAGGGCAAGCCGCUCGUCACCAUCUCGCACAAGUCCAACGUGCUCUCAGUCACUGACGGCCUGUUCCGUGAGUCGGUCCGUGGUGUCAAGGAGAACUCGAACCGCUACGAUGGCGUCGACAUGAACGAGCAGCUCGUCGACUCGAUGGUGUACCGCCUCUUCCGCGAACCGCAGGUGUUUGACGUCGUCGUCGCCCCCAACCUUUACGGCGACAUUCUCUCUGACGGUGCUGCUGCGCUCGUUGGCUCGCUCGGCCUCGUCCCCUCCGUCAACGCCGGCGACAACUUCGUCAUGGGCGAGCCCGUCCACGGCUCGGCUCCUGACAUUGCUGGCAAGGGCAUUGCCAACCCGAUCGCGUCGAUCCGCUCGGCAGCCCUCAUGCUCUCGUCGCUCGGCUACACCGAGGCUGCGAACCGCAUCAACGCCGCCGUCGACAAGGUCCUUGUCGAUAACAAGGUCGCCACCCCCGACCUUGGCGGCAAGAGCACCACUGUCGAGGUCACUGACGCUGUCCUCAAUUACCUUUAG